UUCAGCAAGAAAUAUACUACAAAAUGAAUGAUCUUGCUAUCAAAAGAAUAACAAAUGAAAUUAUCAAAUCACCUGAGGAUAAACGAGAAUAUCGUGGGUUAGAACUGGCAAAUGGAAUCAAAGCAAUGCUUAUCAGUGAUCCCACUACAGACAAAUCUUCAGCUACACUUGAUGUACACAUAGGAUCGUUAUCUGAUCCCCUUAAUAUUUCUGGGUUAAGCCAUUUUUGUGAACAUAUGCUAUUUUUGGGAACUGAAAAAUACCCAAAAGAAAAUGAGUACAGCCAAUUUCUCAGUGAACAUGGAGGGAGUUCAAAUGCUUUUACAAGUGGAGAACACACCAACUACUACUUUGAUGUCUCACACGAACACUUGGAAGGUGCUCUUGACAGGUUUGCCCAGUUUUUCUUGUGCCCUCUCUUUGAUGAAAGCUGCAAAGACAGAGAAGUAAAUGCUGUCGAUUCGGAGCACGAGAAGAAUUUAAUGAAUGAUUCAUGGAGACUAUUUCAGCUAGAAAAGGCUACUGGAAAUCCUAAUCAUCCAUUUAGCAAAUUUGGCACAGGGAACAAGUUCACUUUGGAAACUAGACCAAACCAAGAAGGAAUAGAUGUAAGGCAAGAACUGUUGAAGUUUCACUCCACUUACUAUUCAUCGAAUUUAAUGGCUGUUUGUGUUUUAGGACGGGAAUCUUUAGAUGAGCUAACCAGUCUGGUGGUGAAGUUAUUUUCUGAAGUAAAGAAUAAAAAUGUUCCAUUACCAGAAUUCCCUGAACAUCCCUUCCAGGAAGAACAUCUCCGGCAACUUUACAAGGUGGUACCUAUUAAAGAUUUUAGAAAUCUUUAUGUCACAUUUCCAAUACCAGAUCUUCAAAAGUACUACAAAUCAAACCCUGGCCACUAUCUUGGUCACCUUAUUGGGCAUGAAGGUCCAGGAAGUCUUUUAUCAGAACUGAAAGCUAAAGGCUGGGUAAGCACACUGGUUGGUGGACAAAAAGAAGGUGCUCGAGGCUUCAUGUUUUUUAUCAUUAAUGUUGAUCUUACUGAAGAAGGACUGUUACAUGUGGAAGAUAUUAUUUUGCAUAUGUUUCAAUAUAUUCAAAAGCUACGCACAGAAGGACCUCAAGAAUGGGUUUUUCAAGAAUGUAAGGAUCUAAAUGCUGUAGCAUUCAGAUUUAAAGAUAAGGAAAGACCCCGAGGUUAUACAUCAAAACUUGCAGGGAUGCUUCAUUACUAUCCUAUUGAAGAAGUACUUGCUGCUGAAUAUUUACUUGAAGAAUUUAGGCCUGAUUUAAUAGAAAUGGUAUUGGACAAACUGAGACCUGAAAAUGUCCGGGUUGCAAUUGUCUCUAAGACAUUUGAAGGAAAAACUGAUAAAAAAGAAUGCUGGUAUGGAACCCAGUACAAGCAAGAAAUGAUUUCUGAUGAAGUCAUUAAGAAAUGGCAAAAUGCUGACCUGAAUGGGAAAUUCAAGCUUCCAAUGAAAAAUGAAUUUAUUCCUACUAACUUUGAAAUUAUACCUUUAGAGAAGGAUGCACCACAGUACCCAACUCUGAUUAAGGAUACUGCUAUGUGCAAGCUAUGGUUCAAGCAAGAUGACAAAUUUUUCCUUCCUAAAGCUUGUCUCAACUUUGAAUUUUUCAGCCCAUUUGCUUACGUGGAUCCCUUACAUUGUAACAUGGCCUAUUUGUACCUUGAACUACUCAAAGACUCCCUCAACGAGUAUGCAUAUGCAGCAGAACUAGCUGGCUUGAACUAUGAUCUCCAAAAUACCAUCUAUGGGAUGUAUCUUUCUGUAAAAGGUUAUAAUGACAAGCAACAUAUUCUGCUGAGGAAGAUUAUUGAGAAAAUGGCUACCUUUGAGGUUGAUGAAAAGCGAUUUGAAAUUAUCAAGGAGGCGUACAUGCGAUCACUUAACAACUUUCGAGCUGAACAGCCACAUGAGCAUGCAAUGUAUUACCUUCGGCUCUUAAUGACAGAAGUUGCUUGGACCAAAAAUGAAUUAAAAGAAGCUUUAGAUGAUGUCACUCUUCCUCGCCUCAAGGCCUUUAUUUCACAGCUGUUGUCACGGUUACAUAUUGAAGCACUUCUCCAUGGCAAUAUAACAAAACAGGCCGCAUUAGGGAUUAUGCAAAUGGUUGAAGACACGCUCAUUGAGCAUGCUCAUACAAAACCUCUGCUUCCCAGCCAGCUAGUAAGAUACAGAGAAGUACAGCUGCCUGAUAGAGGAUGGUUCGUCUAUCAACAGAGGAAUGAAGUUCAUAAUAAUUGUGGGAUAGAAAUAUAUUAUCAAACAGAUAUGCAAAGCACUUCAGAGAAUAUGUUUUUGGAGCUCUUCUGUCAAAUUAUCUCAGAGCCUUGCUUUAAUACUCUGCGCACUAAGGAACAAUUAGGUGAGCUUUUGGUUGUGUGCGUGUCUCUCUCUUGAGAUCAGUGUAUAUAC
Messenger RNA from Python bivittatus (Burmese python), 2438 nucleotides. The record is from RefSeq and is a predicted model, not a curated record. Lineage: Eukaryota; Metazoa; Chordata; Lepidosauria; Squamata; Pythonidae.